Molecule: messenger RNA, 489 nt
Organism: Vicia villosa (hairy vetch)
Lineage: Eukaryota; Viridiplantae; Streptophyta; Magnoliopsida; Fabales; Fabaceae
Exons: 1
Coding region: 1-489 (162 amino acids)
Source: RefSeq, a predicted model, not a curated record
AUGAAUGGAGAGAUGGUUAUUGAUACUCCAGCUAAUGGGUUGGUGACUACUUCUCUUGUAUGUUUGAAGUGUCCUCUAUCGAUGUUCAAUAGAGACUUUGUCGGGGAUCUAAUUUUUUUAUCAUUGAGUGGUCUGGAUGUGAUCUUGGGUACGAACUGGUUCGAAUCCAACUAUGUUCAUAUUAAUUGUUAUAACAAGUCGGUGCGGUUUUCUACUCCCGAUGAGGAGAAGGAAACUGAGUUCUUAUAUGCUAGACAGUUGAAUGAGUUGAUGAAAGAUGAAUCUCCAGUUUUUGCAUUAAUGGCCUCAUUGUCCAUUGAGAAUCAGGUUUCUAUUGAUGAAUUACCGGUAGUGCGUGAGUUUCCUGAAGUUUUCCCAGAUGAAAUUCCAGAUGUGCCGCUAGAGAGAGAAGUAGAAUAUGCUAUUGAUCUUAUUCCUGGUACCAGACCUGUUUCUAUGGCCCCGUAUAGAAUGCCGCAUCUGAAUUAG